Messenger RNA from Rhododendron vialii, 2034 nucleotides. RefSeq lists its product as uncharacterized. Gene Ontology annotation, molecular function: RNA-DNA hybrid ribonuclease activity; nucleic acid binding. Lineage: Eukaryota; Viridiplantae; Streptophyta; Magnoliopsida; Ericales; Ericaceae. Gene Ontology annotation, biological process: DNA integration. The transcript has 4 exons. The record is from RefSeq and is a predicted model, not a curated record. The coding region runs from base 1 to 2034 and encodes 677 amino acids.
AUGCCAGCGCUGAAAAACAUAAAGGAACUCCGAAGCUUGCAAGGCCAUUUGGCGUACAUUCGUCGAUUCAUUUCAAACUUAGCAAGGCGUUGCCAACCUUUAAGUCAUUUGAUGAAAAAAGAUGCACCUUUCAUUUGGGAUCAUGCUUGUCAAAAUGACUUUGAAAGUAUCAAAACGUACUUACUCAAUUCUCCAGUUUUAGGGGCUCCUAUUUCCGAAAAACCACUAAUACUUUACAUAGCUGCCCAAGAGGAGUCACUGGGGGCAAUGCUUGUGCAAAAUGAUGAAGAGAACAAAGAACGGGCACUCUACUACCUGAGUCGAAGAUUGACUAAAAAUGAGCUCAUGUAUUCACCUAUUGAAAAGAUGUGUUUGGCACUCGUCUUCUCCUCGCAAAAGUUAAGGCAUUAUUUUCAAGCACACACAAUUCAUCUCGUGGCCAAAGCAGACCCGAAAGCACUAAAAGGGCAAGCAUUAGCAAAUUUCUUGGCGGAUCAUCCUAUUUCAGCUGAUUGGGAAAUAUCCGAAGAGUUCCCUGAUGAAGAUGUGCUAUUUAUUGAGGUUCUUCAGCCCUGGACGAUGUUCUAUGAUGGGGCUGCUAGAUUGGAAGGGGCUGGAGCUGGCGUCAUCUUUGUCUCUCCACAAAAGCAAGUCCUACCUUAUGCAUUCAUACUUAGAGAAAAAUGUUCAAACAAUGUCGCUGAGUAUCAAGCUUUGAUUCUUGGUCUCCAAAUGGCUACUGAAAUGAAGAUUCUAGACCUUGAGAUCUUUGGAGACUCCAAGCUAAUAAUUAACCUACUAUGCGGCGACUAUGAAGUGAAGAAAGAUGACUUAGUUCCAUAUUUUCAAUAUGCAAGUCACUUGUUGAAAAAUCUUGAAGGAGUGACGCAUGAGCAUGUGCCACGAGAGGAGAAUCGCAUGGCAGAUGCACUAGCUAACCUAGCAACAACCUUGGCAUUGCAAGAAGGUGAGAAUGUCAACGUCCAUGUGUGCAAACAAUGGAUAUUGCCACAGUUGUUGGACUACCGCCUCGAAGAAGCAAAUGCAAUCACAGUCAUGCCCAUUAAAGACAACGAUUGGAGACAACCCCUGAUUGAUUACCUCCAACACGGAAAGCUUCCAAAUGACCGUCGACAUAGGGCAGAGAUAAGACGACGAGCUCCUCGAUUCAUCUUUUUCAAAGAUACUUUAUUUCGUCGAUCAUUCGAAGGUGUCUUUCUCCGCUGUCUUAGGAAAGAAGAAUCCCAACAAGCAAUGGAAGAAUCCCACUCUGGGAUUUGUGGGGCACAUCAAUCUGGUCCAAAACUUCACUUUCGAGGGUUAGAUGCAGUUGGACCACUUACCAAGUCUUCUGCUGGCCACUUGUACAUUCUGGCUGCAACGGACUACUUCUCAAAAUGGGCCGAAGCUAUUCUAGCCAAGGAAGUCAAGAAGGAAACCGUUGUUGAUUUCAUCAAGUCAAAUAUCAUCUUUCGGUAUGGAGUGCCACGUCACAUCAUCAUUGACAAUGGAACACCCUUCAUUAAUAAGCUAAUGGAUAAGCUUUGCGACAAGUUUGACUUCAUGCAAAGAACCUCCUCAAUGAAUAAUGCACCGGCUAAUGGGCUCGCAGAUGCAUUUAACAAAACAUUGAGCAACCUCUUGAAGAAAGUGGUCGCAAAGUCUAGGCCAGAUUGGACCCCUACUCAAGCGACCCCAUACUCUCUUGUGUACGGUGUUGAAGCUGUUCUUCCACUAGAGCGACGAAUUCCAUCAUUAAGGAUUGCCCUCCAAGAAGGCUUGACUGAUGAAGAAAAUGCAAAGCUUUACCUCGCUGAGUUUGAAGCACUGGACGAGAAGAGAUUGGAAGCGCAGCAACAGUUGGAAUGCUACCAAGCUCGAAUCUCUAAAGCUUUCGACAAAAAGGUUAAGCCUCGCUCCUUUAAAUUUGAAGACUUAGUGCUUCCACUGCGAAGACCCAUCAUCACUAAUCGUCGAACCCAUAACAAAUUCUUGUCAAAAUGGGAUGGUCCAUAUGUGGCGGUGGAAGUCUAA